Penicillium alfredii is the source of this 843-nucleotide messenger RNA. RefSeq names its product LUC7 domain-containing protein. The coding region runs from base 1 to 843 and encodes 280 amino acids. Gene Ontology annotation, biological process: mRNA splice site recognition. NCBI's taxonomy places the organism in Eukaryota, Fungi, Ascomycota, Eurotiomycetes, Eurotiales, Aspergillaceae. Gene Ontology annotation, cellular component: U2-type prespliceosome; U1 snRNP. Gene Ontology annotation, molecular function: mRNA binding. The record is from RefSeq and is a predicted model, not a curated record. The transcript is spliced from 3 exons.
AUGGCUGCAGAACAGAGGAAACUGCUGGAGCAGCUUAUGGGAGCCGACCAGCUCAUUGGUACUGGCGCUCAAGGUCGCAAUACCCAACUCUCCAUCACCGACGCAAAAGUCUGCCGCUCCUACCUGGCCGGGACCUGCCCACAUGAUCUCUUCACCAACACCAAGCAAGACCUGGGACCCUGCCCCAAGGUACACAGUGAGGGCCUGAAGACCGAAUACGAGACUGCAUCCUCGGGUGAAAAGGCGAAAUGGGGCUUCGAAUUCGACUACAUGCGCGACAUGCAGAAGUAUAUUGAUGACUGUGACCGCCGAAUCGACACGGCGCAGCGCCGACUGGAAAAGACGCCGGAUGAGAUUCGGCAGACGAACAACCUGCUCAAACAAAUCGCCGAUCUUGCCAACACGAUCAACACCGGUCUUCUGGAAAUCUCCGUCCUUGGCGAGACAGGCUCUGUCGGAAUGGCCAUGACCGAGAUGCACAAAGUGCGCACAGCAAAGCAACAGAAGGAGACGUACGAGCGGGACCUCAAGAACCUGCAGGAUACCUCGGGCCCCUCUGGUCACCAGAAACUGCAGGUUUGCGACGUCUGUGGCGCCUACCUCAGUCGACUCGACAACGACCGACGACUGGCGGAUCACUUUUUCGGAAAAAUGCACAUGGGAUAUUCGGACAUGCGCAAAACCUUCAAGAAACUGAGCACAGAGCUAAAGGGCCGGCCCCCGCCGGUGCGACACCAUGAAGAAGACGACAACCCUUAUACCAACGGUGGUCGGUCUGGUGGUGGACGUGGUCCCCGGUAUGGUGGUGGCAGCGGUGGAUAUCGGAGACGGGGACGAUGGUGA